Molecule: messenger RNA, 1728 nt
Organism: Lycium barbarum (goji berry)
Lineage: Eukaryota; Viridiplantae; Streptophyta; Magnoliopsida; Solanales; Solanaceae
Product: autophagy-related protein 18d-like
Exons: 5
Coding region: 317-1567 (416 amino acids)
Biological process (GO): protein localization to phagophore assembly site; autophagy of mitochondrion; nucleophagy
Cellular component (GO): cytosol; phagophore assembly site membrane; extrinsic component of membrane
Molecular function (GO): phosphatidylinositol-3,5-bisphosphate binding; phosphatidylinositol-3-phosphate binding; protein binding
Source: RefSeq, a predicted model, not a curated record
GUGUCUAAAUAGAAAAAUAUGUGGGCAACUUGCCGGUUGACUUAAGCCAACACAAAAAACAUGUAAGGAAAUGGAUGGUGUCACAGUGUCAAACAAAAUAUCCGCUGGAAUCAGCGGAUCUCCAGAAAUAGAAAGUAAAAGCAGAAUAACCCGUCGGACUCAGUCCUCUCAUCAAUCUUUUUCUUCAUUCAUUCACAAUUGACACUCGAAGAUCUUGCUCUUUCCCUAUGAUUGUGACAUCGCAAGAAAAUUGAGCUUCAGCAGUUGCUAACCAACUAAUACAAAAGAUUUCCAUAGCUUCUUUGUGCAUUUGGUUAUGUCUACUCUAUCAUCGCCAAAUAGUUCAAUUGUUUCACCUUCUCGAGGGACAAUUUCACCAGCAGCCUUUGGGACAUAUGAACCUCCCAUGCCUGGGGCCUCUCAUUCUGGCCAUUCUGAACCAGAGAUCAGCGACAAUGAUGAAACAGAGCUACACUAUGUAUCAUGGAAUCAGGAUUACAGUUGCUUUGCUGCUGGCACAAGUCGUGGCUUUCGUGUAUAUAACUGUGAUCCUUUCAAAGAGACCUUCAGACGUGAUCUAAAAAGUGGUGGAUUUGGAAUAGUGGAGAUGCUGUUCCGAUGCAAUAUUUUAGCACUUGUGGGUGCCAAGGCCAACACUCAAUACCCACCUAAUAAAGUUAUUAUAUGGGAUGAUCAUCAGAGCCGGUGCAUAGGUGAAUUUUCAUUUAGGUCUGAGGUUCGUGCAGUGAAACUAAGACGGGAUUGUAUUGUUGUAGUUCUUGAGCACAAGAUAUAUGUCUACAACUUUAUGGAUCUGAAGCUUCUUCAUCAGAUAGAGACUGUGGCCAAUCCUAGGGGACUUUGCUGCCUCUCACACCAUUUAAAUACAUCCGUAUUAGCUUGCCCAGGAGUUCAAAGAGGACAGGUUCGGGUUGAGCAUUUUGGCCUGAAUAUGACAAAGUUAAUCAAGGCACAUGAUUCACAGAUAGCAUGCUUAACCUUGACUAUGGAUGGGCUGCUUCUUGCAACAGCAAGUACUCGGGGAACUCUGAUAAGACUCUUCAACACCAUGGAUGGGACUCAGUUGCAAGAGGUGCGUAGAGGGGUUGACAGAGCAGACAUCUAUAGUAUUGCUCUAUCACCAAAUGUUCAAUGGUUAGUCGUCUCGAGCGACAAAGGUACCAUCCAUUUAUACAGCCUGAGAGUUCGUGUUGUUGGGGAGGAUGCUGCAGCUGAUGUUGCUGUUAGAACUCCAACGUUAUUGUGUUCAAAUUCAUCAUCUUCUCUUGAUGCUCUUAUUUCUCCAAGUGCUGGAGCCAACCCUGGUUCAUCCUUGUCUUUCAUGAAAGGAGUUUUGCCAAAAUACUUUAGCUCUGAAUGGUCAUUUGCUCAAUUUCACUUGCCAGAAUGUACCCAGUACAUUGCUGCGUUUGGUUCUCAGAACACCAUUGUUACUGCUGGCACCGAUGGAAGUUUCUAUAGGUGCAGCUUUGAUCCUGUAAAUGGAGGAGGAAUGAUACAGCAGGAAUAUGUCCGCUUUCUGAAAACAGAAAGUAGGCCGAGAUAGCUCUGUUUCUAAAAGUACUUUCAUUGUAAAUAAAUCUCAUGUUUUAUUCUAUUGUGAAAAGAAGGGAAACAAACACCAGUAAAUAAGUUAUGUUUGCCGAUUAAUGUGUACAUAAUGGCUGUUGCAGCGCUCUUUAUAAAAAGUUAAGAUUAUCUGCUGUA